ACUCCGCACCAGCAUCCUACGGGUCAGGCAGCCAGUGGCAUCUUAAUUGGGGAAGACGACUCACAGUAAUGGCAUCUAACACAUACAUGGUGUCCAUGUGUUUGAUACCAUUCACUCCACCCAUUACCUGGCAGAUCUAAGGACGCUCCAUUAUGCGUGCCAACGACUUUGUUUCCGGGUCCGAAAUGUCCGAUUUGUCUUGAACGCAGCAUAAUCUUCCAACGAGUUUCCAGUCGGGAGUUUCCGCAAUGUCUGGAACGCGACAGAAGUAUGUCAUCAUCCAAAAGUCUUUAGUGAGGCUGGAAUAUAAGAAUGUGAAUGUCGGAGGACCAGGCAGCGCAGAAGGAUGAGCUGCUUGCUCUAGCGAGUAUUUACGACGAAGAGGAGUUUCACGGAGCUGAAUCGGCACAAGGUGGCGAAAUACAACUAUGCCUUGAACUUCCUCCUAGUUUCAAGUUGAUAGUCAAAGGAGACAAGCACACAGAAUAUGACGUAUCUUUCCUACCUCCCCUGGUGCUUAACUUUGAACUUCCUGCCGACUACCCUUCCUCCUCAUCGCCGGUCUAUACACUAAGUUCCAAAUGGCUGUCAAGGGACCAGAUGACUCCUCUCUGCAAGCGUCUGGAUGAGCUGUGGGGGGAGAACCAGGGCUGUGUUGUCCUCUACACAUGGAUCCAGUUCCUCAAGGAGGAGGCGUUUGCCUUCCUGGAUGUCAAGUCUCCACUAGAGGUUGUUAAGGCAGGCAAGGCUCUGGUUGACUCGAAGGGAAGCAAGGCUGCUGUGAAGCGGGCGGGGACUAUAAUCGGGGAGGAAGGCAAACUGGAGUCUCUGCUGGAGCUGGACCCCCGUGCUGUGCUGGUGGUGGAUCCCCGUACUGAUAUCCUACCUCAGCUACUGGACUUUGACGAAGCUCAAAGGCAGAAGGUGUUUGACGGCAAGGCGUUCUGCUGUAGCAUCUGCUUCAUGGAGAAGCUGGGCUCAAGCUGCCUGUGCUUCAAGGAAUGCCAGCACGUGUACUGCAAGGCCUGCAUGACAGAGUACUUCGGGAUUCAGAUCCGCGACGGCAACGUUCAGUGUCUUAACUGCCCCGAGCCCAAGUGCACCUCCUUGGCUAUGCCCUCACAGGUCAAGCUCCUUGUCGGGGAGGAGUUGUUUACUCGUUAUGACCGUCUCCUGCUUCAGUCCAGCCUGGACCUGAUGGCUGAUGUGGUGUACUGCCCUCGCCAGUCAUGCUGUCAGGCUGUGAUGGUGGAGCAAGACACCACCAUGGGCAUCUGCCCUGCCUGUCAGUACGCCUUCUGCACCCUCUGCAAACGUGGAUACCACGGCCUGUCUCACUGCAAGGUCACAGCAGAUGAGCUGCGAGGCCUAAGGGAUGAGUAUAUCUCUGCCAGUGCCGAGGGGAAGAAGUUCAUGGAGCAGCGUUUUGGGAAGCGGGUUAUCCAGCGUGCCGUGGAGGAGUCCUUCAGCAGGGACUGGCUCUAUGAGAACUGUAAAGGCUGCCCGCGCUGUGGCACUAACAUACAGGGGAAAGCCAGGACUGAAUGCUGACAUGAAUGAUGACAGUGAUGGAGCUGGAUAUCCUCUAUUCUCGUUUGUCGAUGGAAGAAUUUUCAAAAAGGAGUCUUUCUUCGGUAAACGCUUGAGGUGUGAGAGUUAGCGCUUCCAUUUUUAUGAACUUUUGAUUUCAACCGUUUCCUGUGUGUUACCAUUAUUUUCCUUUGGAAAUCUUCUCAUAUCUGCAAUGUAUUACGUACGUAGAGAGUAGCAGGAGUUCAAGUAUAAUUGAACAUGAUACAAACAGGAUGUGUACUGACAUCCAGGAGGAUUGGAUAGACAAAACAAAAUAUUCCUUUUGUAUGAUCAGAACACAUGCUACCCUCGAAACCGAUCUGCAUGUCCUCUUCCAGCCUUUAUCUCUCUACUGGAUAACUAUGAAAGUGAUACUGGUGAGCCUGAGACUGUAACCCUAGAGGAGGAAGCAGAAAACCACAAGUUUCUGGACUGCAUGCUUCGAAUGCCCACCCUGAAGUUAUCAGUUAAAACAUAUGGUGGAGAGGUCGGUAACAAGAAUACUGUAUCUUUAUUUAGUCUGGUGAGUAGGAACAUAAGUCAAAUCACAGAUGCAUGCAGAAAAAGUUAAAAACCAUUUUAAUAUCACAUCAAUUCACAGGGAGAACCAUGGCCAAGUUGGAACCUUUACAAGCUAAAGUGAGUCAAUCAACACCCCAUGAUUGAAAUUGUCUCCAUAUGUUUCUCUCAUUUUUAGAUUGCACAUAAGUACCUAGUAGAGAAACAGCUCUCCCCAGAGGGAUUACCGGAAUUCAAGGAGCAGCUCUACCGUAUCUGGUUUGUGCUGUACGCCAGACGAGGAACUAGCGGGUGGGUAUAAAACUCUUCUCUUAUGUAACUGUUACUUUUCAGAUGGCAAAAUAGUUCUUCAUUAGGCUGCUAAAUGUUUUCUCCUCACUGGUUAGGGUUAUGUUUUUUCAAUGUGAAAUCCAUUUACAAUUAAAGAAGGCUGUAUUGUCACCUCAGUCUCCCAUUUAUUUAGUCUUUAUGCCUGUCUUUUCAAAGGGCAUACAGUGUGGACUUAGGACUCGAGACUUGGCCCGACUCAAGGCACACAUUUGAUGAAUUGAGACUUGACUUGGCAGGAAAGAAAAUAACUUGAGACUUGGAGCCUCGAGACUCGGGACUCAACUUGAGAUUGAUGUCUCCAAAGGCUUGUUCUGGCCUGUUUCUGUACCGCUUAGUCAGAAUUUGAUAGCUUAUCUUACUAUAUGACACAAUGAAAAUGGCCUGUUGCUGUUUCAUUCAAUGACUAGACAAAAUAUAGUUAUAAUAUAUGCCAUUUAGCAGACGCUUUUAUCCAAAGCGACUUACAGUCAUGUGUGCAUACAUUCUACGUAUGGGUGGUCCCGGGAAUCGAACCCACUACCCUGGCAUUACAAGCACCAUGCUCUACCAACUGAGCUACAGAAGGUUCAAUAGUCAUCAUUACAUCUAGGGAAAAUAUGACCAAUUACUCAAGCCUGAGACUUGGGAGGAAAAAACAACAACUUGUGACUCCACAUGAUUUGAGAUUACAAUGACUUGUCUUGCCCUUAGCUUUUGUGUAUUCCUAGGAGUAGAGUAGUCUAUUUUCACUUAUGCUGUACCGUAUGUGAAGCCGCAGAUUGUGCUAUCAUGUCAUCGUGUGCAUCACCAAGCUAAUCUAAGUGGUGGAUGACCUCCCAUUACUCUUCAAUAUCAUCCCUUCAGGAAGAGGGUGGAAAAGCAGUGGUGUUCUAUGUUCCAGCCUCAUAAUGUUCCUCCAGGCCGGACUCCUCGGGGUUUGAGCAUGUCUUUGUAGGAGAGACCAGAGGGGGCCGCACAGUCAUCGGCUUUCAUAACUGUAUCCAGUUAUAUAUGCAAGUGAAGCUGGGAAACAUUGAUUAAAGUGUGAAUGCAAAUUCUCCCUAGGUUAGAUUUGUUUUAAACUGGCUUGAUGAAUGUAUGUUUUGAUUAUCAUGUUGAAUCAGAUGUGCGACGUUGAUGAGUUGACAGUUAACAAUUCCAGAGUAUUCUUUAGAAAUGAUGUGAUAUACACUGCUCAAAAAAAUAAAGGGAACAC
Oncorhynchus gorbuscha (pink salmon) is the source of this 3616-nucleotide messenger RNA. Its product is annotated as E3 ubiquitin-protein ligase RNF14-like. Gene Ontology annotation, molecular function: zinc ion binding; ubiquitin protein ligase activity; ubiquitin conjugating enzyme binding. The transcript has 7 exons. Lineage: Eukaryota; Metazoa; Chordata; Actinopteri; Salmoniformes; Salmonidae. The record is from RefSeq and is a predicted model, not a curated record. Gene Ontology annotation, cellular component: cytoplasm; ubiquitin ligase complex. Bases 319 to 1551 code for a protein of 410 amino acids. Gene Ontology annotation, biological process: protein polyubiquitination; ubiquitin-dependent protein catabolic process; positive regulation of proteasomal ubiquitin-dependent protein catabolic process.